AUGUCUGCCACAAAACAAAAUGCCCACGCCGGCAAGGGCGGAUCACUGCGUCGCCGCCGAAGACCCAGUGCCGACGACGAGGCAGACGAAUAUAGCCAGCUCUUGAACAGUCCCACCCCAAGAGCAAAACGUAUGCGUCCAUCGAUUGAAUCUGGUAACAUUGAAAACCUCGAAGCAGACGAAGCGGCAGACGAUACCUUCCACUCAGCCAUCGACGGUGGGGUGGCAGAGACAGAUGCGCAGGAUGGAAAUUCCUCCAGCCCAGUCUUCCAACCAGGCGCAAUCGUCAAAGUGUUCGUCGAGAAUUUUGUAACAUACGAGCGUGCCGAGUUUGAUCCUGGCCCCAGCUUGAACAUGGUGAUUGGUCCCAACGGCACUGGCAAGAGUUCCCUGGUUUGUGCCAUCUGCCUUGGGCUCGGCUUCCACUCCAACGUCCUGGGCCGUGCCAGCGCCUUUGGGGACUUUGUCAAGCAUGGACGAUCCCAUGCAAUUGUCGAGAUCGAGUUGCAGAAGAGGCCGAAAGACCGCCAAAACUUCGUCGUCCGGCUGCGCAUUACUCGGGAAGACAACAGCCGCAAGUUUUGGCUGAACGGCCAGGAGACAUCGCUACGGAAAAUCCAGUCUGUGAUGCAGGAUCUGCGCAUUCAGGUCGAUAAUCUGUGUCAGUUUCUGCCCCAGGAUCGCGUCGCCGAGUUUGCCGGUCUCAACUCUGUCGACCUUCUUGCAAAGACACUCGAGGCGGCAGCGCCAACCGAAAUGAAAGAAUGGCAAAGCACGCUCAAGCGGAUAUAUCAGGAACAGAAGGAGGCCCAACACCGGAUGAAGGUUGAUGCUGAACAGCUUCGUGUCCUUGAAAGUCGCCACCAAGCCCAGCAGGCUGAUGUGGAACGAUAUCGCGAGCGUGAGGAAGUCCAGCGGAUGGUCGACAAUCUCGAGGCUUGUCGGCCACUGGUGCGCUUCUACGAAGCCAAGAAGAAAUACCACAAGCUCAAGGCGCUGAAACAUGCUGCGACAAAGGAGCUCAAGGUCCUGCAGGAGCGCGUAGGGCCGACGUUGGAGGCUGUGAACGACAAGGAGGUAUAUCAGCAGCGUCUUGCGGAGGCGCUCGACACCCGAAAAGCUGCUGUCAGGCAUUCGGAACAGACCGUAGCCCGUGCUAUGGAAGACAUCGAGCGCGUUGAAGAACAGCGCAAAGAGGUCAUUGAGCAGCGCAAGGCACUAAAGGAUUCGCUCGAUAAGAAGAAGAAGGAGAUCGCGGCAACGCGACAGAAGAUUACGAAUUUGGAGGCGAAGCACAAAAAUAAGCCACAAGAGUUCGUCGCAGCAGAGUGGAACAUGAAGAUUCGAGAGAAAGAACAUUUGAGACGCGAAGUCGAGGCUGAGAGACGCGAAAUCCUAGCCGACCGAGAACGAAUCAAGGGCCAAGCUGAGCAGUUUUCCGCGGAAAGACAGGAGGUGGAGAGAAACAUUUCUGUUCUCGAUUCGAAGCGCGGUCAGCAAUUUAGUUUGUUGAAACGGAUUGCCCCUGAGGUGGCCCAGGGCUGGCAGUGGCUUGAGCAGAACAAGAGCCAGUUCAGCCAAGAAAUCUUUGGGCCGCCGAUGGUCACGUGCUCGGUCAAGGACAAGCAAUACUCCAACCUCGUGCAGUCGUUGCUGCAAAACGACGACUUUUUGUGCUUCACAGCGCAAAACGUACAGGACCACAAGAAGCUCAGUGACCAGUUCUACGAUGUCAUGGGCCUGUCCGUCACGAUACGGACAUGCACGACAGCCUUUGCGCAGUUCAGGUCGCCGCUGACUCCGGAGGAGCUGUCUACGCUGGGCCUCGACGGCGUAGCUGUCGACUUCCUGGAGGGCCCUGAGCCGGUGCUGUCUAUGCUAUGCACAGAGCGGCGUCUGCACUGCUCGCCCGUCUGUCUGGAGAAGCCGCGACAGGAUCAGUAUGACAUGCUGGUUACCAACGAGAAGAUCUCCACCUGGGCGGCAAAAGACCAGUUCUACCGUGUCAAUCGGCGUCGUGAAUAUGGCGCGCAUGCAGUGUCGACAGUUGUCAGAGAUAUCCGGCCUGGCCGGUACUGGACGGAAGGUCAGGCAGACAUGUCGGAGAAGACGGGGCUCGAGCAACAGCUAGACGAGCUGAACAGGAAGCUACAGGGGCUCCGUCAAGAGUUUUCAGCCGUAAAUGCCAGCGCAGCUGGCCCAGCAGAAAGGAUGGCGGAGAUCGAUACCGACUUGGACCGUCUACGGGACGAGAAAAAUCAGCUACAGAUGGAGUAUAGCAAGUGGACCGCACUUCCGGAGAAGAUACAGGUUGAGAAUAAUGUUCUGUCCCGUAUACAGGAAGAGCACAGCCGGAUCCGCGGCCAGCAACUCGAAGUCAUUGGAAAGCUGGACGAGCUGGUCCUGCAAAAGGCACGCACUGUGCUGCGACAUGCAGAGAAGUUGUCGGCGCUGCGAGACGCGUGCUACGGGGUGGUUGAUGCGCAAGUGCGUCUGAUCGAGGCCAAAUCGGAUGUCGAGGGGCUCAAGACGAAACACGCCGACAUAGCCGACAUCCUCGUGACGAAACAGGACGCUGUGCGGGUGCUACAGGAGAACAUGCGCGUGCAGAAAACAGAGGGCGAGCAAGCGCUCGAGGCGGCACAGAAUGUGGCAGAGGAGGGCAGUGAGUGGUCGGAGAUGCUGCACGAGCUGGCACGUAACAAGACGCUGGAGGACCUGGACAAUGAAGUAGCUGCCGAGAAGGCCAAGCUGGACCUGACGCGCGUGGUGGACGCAUCAGUGCUGGAGGCGUUCCGGAAGCGGGGACGGGAGAUGGAGCAGCUCAAAGUAGCCAUGUCGACACAGGAGCAGAAAUACGGCGACAUGAGCGAGCAGAUUGCAGAGGUUCGGGGCAAGUGGGAGCCGCGGCUGGAUGAACUCAUCGGACGGAUCAAUGACGCGUUCAGCUACAACUUUGAGCAGAUCAACUGCGCCGGCGAGGUCAGCGUGCACAAGGACGACGACUUUGACAAAUGGGCCAUCGAAAUCCGAGUGAAAUUCCGCGAGAACGAGGAGUUGCAGAAGCUGGACCAGCACCGGCAGUCGGGUGGAGAGCGGGCCGUCAGCACCAUCUUCUACCUUAUGUCGCUGCAGGGCAUGGCGCAGGCGCCGUUCCGCGUGGUCGACGAGAUUAACCAAGGCAUGGAUCCACGCAACGAGCGCAUGAUGCACGAACGCAUGGUGGACGUGGCCUGCCACGAGCACGCAAGCCAAUACUUUUUGAUCACGCCGAAGCUUCUUCCCGGGCUGCGCUACGACGAGAACAUGACGGUGCUGUGCAUUGCCAGUGGGCAGCAUGUUCCGAGCGGCGAAGCAAAGCUCGACCUGCGACGGUGCAUGCAGAUCCAGCAACGGCUGGUGGCGGCGGCAUAG
This is a messenger RNA of Grosmannia clavigera kw1407, 3414 nucleotides long. Its product is annotated as structural maintenance of chromosome complex subunit. Gene Ontology annotation, biological process: double-strand break repair via homologous recombination. Gene Ontology annotation, cellular component: Smc5-Smc6 complex. Gene Ontology annotation, molecular function: ATP hydrolysis activity; ATP binding. The record is from RefSeq and is a predicted model, not a curated record. NCBI's taxonomy places the organism in Eukaryota, Fungi, Ascomycota, Sordariomycetes, Ophiostomatales, Ophiostomataceae. Bases 1 to 3414 code for a protein of 1137 amino acids. The transcript is spliced from 4 exons.